GCGUUCUGUUCUUCUUCAUGUUUGUGAGUGUUGGCUUUGAAAACUGAAAAGCAGAGAGAGAAAUGGAGAAGAUGAAGAUAGAAGAGGUUCAGUCGACGACGAAGAAACAGCGUGUUGCUACUCACACUCACAUUAAAGGCCUAGGUCUCGAGGCCAGUGGAAAAGCAUUGCCUUUUGCUGCUGGAUUUGUGGGACAAGCAGAGGCAAGAGAAGCAUCUGGGCUUGUGGUUGAUAUGAUACGGCAGAAGAAGAUGGCUGGCCGGGCACUCCUUCUCGCCGGACCGCCUGGUACCGGCAAGACUGCAUUGGCACUUGGGAUAAGUCAGGAGCUUGGGACCAAGGUUCCAUUCUGCCCUAUGGUUGGCUCCGAAGUAUACUCGUCGGAAGUAAAGAAGACUGAGGUUCUUAUGGAAAAUUUUCGACGGGCUAUUGGCCUGCGUAUCAAGGAAAAUAAGGAAGUAUAUGAGGGAGAGGUAACUGAGCUCUCUCCGGAAGAAGCCGAAAGUGUUACAGGGGGUUAUGGUAAAAGUAUUAGCCAUGUGAUAAUUGGAUUGAAGACGGUGAAAGGAACCAAGCAACUGAAGUUGGAUCCUACCAUAUAUGAUGCCUUGAUUAAGGAAAAGGUAGCAGUUGGGGAUGUUAUAUACAUUGAGGCAAAUAGUGGGGCUGUAAAAAGGGUGGGCCGAAGUGAUGCUUUUGCUACAGAGUUUGACCUUGAAGCUGAGGAGUAUGUUCCACUUCCUAAGGGUGAGGUUCACAAAAAAAAGGAGAUUGUUCAGGAUGUAACUUUACAUGAUCUGGAUGCUGCGAAUGCACGGCCUCAAGGGGGGCAAGAUAUUCUGUCUCUUAUGGGUCAGAUGAUGAAGCCCAGGAAAACAGAAAUCACUGACAAGUUGAGACAAGAAAUUAACAAGGUUGUCAACCGAUAUAUCGAUGAAGGUGUGGCAGAGCUUGUCCCUGGAGUCCUAUUUAUUGAUGAGGUUCAUAUGCUAGAUAUGGAGUGUUUUUCAUAUCUGAAUCGUGCUUUAGAGAGCUCCCUAUCUCCAAUUGUAAUCUUUGCUACAAAUAGAGGAAUAUGCAAUGUAAGGGGAACUGAUAUGACCAGUCCUCAUGGCAUACCUGUUGACCUGUUGGAUCGGUUGGUGAUCAUCCGAACGCAAACCUAUGGUCCUGCUGAAAUGAUACAGAUUCUAGCAAUCCGUGCUCAAGUAGAGGAACUGGUUGUGGAUGAGGACAGUUUAGCUUACCUUGGGGAGAUUGGACAACGGACAUCAUUAAGGCAUGCCGUUCAGCUGUUAUCACCUGCCAGCAUUGUUGCAAAAAUGAAUGGCCGAGAUAACAUCUGCAAGGCGGAUCUUGAGGAAGUUUGUUCGCUAUAUUUGGAUGCCAAAUCUUCAGCCAGGUUACUUCAAGAGCAGCAGGAAAAAUACAUCUCAUAAUUCUGUUUUCAAACCGUUGCCUGGUGGUUGGGUUUGAAUGUAACUGGUUUGCUUGAUUGCUUCUGCUGUCUCCUGCAUGGCGUGGGAUAAUUGGUUCACGAAUACAUCUGGAUGUUGUCGAUGGUAUCAGGGACCUAAGAUAAAGGACCUGACUCAUUGAUUAACAAUUACAUUGGUUAUAGUGUGCUGUAAUUUGUUGUUAAAUUCAUGAUUUUGUUAUAUUUCAUGACAUUCUGACUGCUGAAAAUGAGAAGGCAACUUGGAAAUGUAAUGAGGCGGUUUGUUUCCUCUUUCCCAUAUGUUUUCUUCUCUAUAUUUUGUUUUGCUUUUCUUAGUUCUGUUGAUAAUGCACAAACGCAGUAGUUGCUAUGUUGAUGUAGAUGAUAUGUACUCUUCUUGGGGGCUUUUAAAAGAAAGCAAGAAGACUCGAUGUAAGCAAGAAGCCAAUUAAUACUCAACAGUAUGUGUUGU
Messenger RNA from Abrus precatorius (Indian licorice), 1910 nucleotides. RefSeq names its product ruvB-like protein 1. Gene Ontology annotation, molecular function: ATP hydrolysis activity; ATP binding; DNA helicase activity. Gene Ontology annotation, biological process: box C/D snoRNP assembly; chromatin remodeling; regulation of transcription by RNA polymerase II. Lineage: Eukaryota; Viridiplantae; Streptophyta; Magnoliopsida; Fabales; Fabaceae. The transcript has 12 exons. The record is from RefSeq and is a predicted model, not a curated record. The coding region runs from base 63 to 1439 and encodes 458 amino acids. Gene Ontology annotation, cellular component: Swr1 complex; NuA4 histone acetyltransferase complex; Ino80 complex.